Molecule: messenger RNA, 2707 nt
Organism: Brassica napus (rape)
Lineage: Eukaryota; Viridiplantae; Streptophyta; Magnoliopsida; Brassicales; Brassicaceae
Product: 1-phosphatidylinositol-3-phosphate 5-kinase FAB1A
Exons: 4
Coding region: 421-1338 (305 amino acids)
Biological process (GO): phosphatidylinositol phosphate biosynthetic process
Cellular component (GO): endosome membrane
Molecular function (GO): 1-phosphatidylinositol-3-phosphate 5-kinase activity
Source: RefSeq, a predicted model, not a curated record
ACGUCCUUCCUCUGACCAAAUGAAAACCGUGAAGCAAGAGGAACUCCAAACAAAGCUGUCCUUUUUUUUUCCUUCCCCGAUUGUGUUUUGUCUUUUCAAUUUUUUUUUCCAUUUUCGCCGGAAAUCAUCAACGACCAAUUUUGUGUAAAGCUUCUCGUAGAAAACUCACAGUAUACUCUCUCUCUCUAUAUAUAUAUCUCUUCCCAAAAUCUGAUCUCCUUUCCUCAAACCCUAAUCUCAAAAUCAGAUUUAACGUUUCACCUUCCGAAUCCCAAAAUCAGAGAUUCAAUUCUGGUUUUUUUCUUCUUCUCUUAAUUCGUUCUGAACUUUCCAAAUUUAGUAACUUUCCCCUCAAAGUCUGGAUUUUUCCUGAUCCAGUUUCCUUAAAUGUAAUAGAUCGAGACCGAGAGGGUGUGUUGCAUGAGGAUUUGGUGUUUCCACUGCUUCACCGACGACCACGAAGAAGAAGAGAACAGAAACAGAGGCGGAGUUUCCCAUAGACUGCAGAAACAAUCAGCCAUGGAUGAUAACAACAACAACAACAAAGGUGGAGACUUUGUCGGUUUCGAUCUAAACGAUAGAGAGUUAGGAGUCGCAGAGAUGCUGGCGAGGGAAGAGAACGGUGCUGAAUUGGAGCGAGUACGGUCAUCUGAGAUUCGCUCGCAUCAACUGGUUCAAGGAGAGAGUAGCAAUGAGGAUUGUACCAUGGAGGAAGCUGAUCACGACUCGUACCACAAACGUGCUAAAGUGUACUCUGGCCUUGCCGGGAAAGGUACUAUUCCUGAAGAUGUAGGCUCAGACAUACCCUCUGAAUCUAGUGAAGGUGGUAAAGAAAACGUUGUGGAGCCUUCGCAGGUGGUUAAAGCGAUGCUUUCUGAAAGCCAGACCCAAGCAACAACAGACUUAUCUGAUACUCUUGAUGCAGCAUGGAUAGGUGAACAAACUGCCUCGGAGAAUAAUGGUAUAUCUCGUCCGCCUAGCAGAGCUGCUUCAGCAAACGGAACUCAGAGUUAUGAUUUAAAGCUGUCGGAUUCAGAAAGUGGGCUGACCUCCAAUGAGGAACAGACAAUGCAAGUUCAGAUGCCUUCUCCUAGCUUUUACUAUUCUCUCAACAAGAAUUAUUCGCUUAAUUCACGCAAGCAUAUCAUGGCUGAAGACCGGCCUGUUUACGUUUCUUCAUAUAGAGAGCUUGAAUGGCAAAGUGGUGCAAGGCUGCUUCUUCCUCUGGGGAUUAAUGACUUGGUACUCCCAGUUUAUGACGACGAGCCUACUAGUAUCAUAGCCUAUGCCCUUACCUCAUCAGAGUACAAGGCUCCUUUUCACUUUUUGAUUCUGUGAUUCUUCUCUCGUUGAACUCUUUGAGCGAUUUGUCAGUUGACGUGAGUAGAAGCCUUAGCUCUGCUGAUGAACAAGUCUCGCAGCUGCUGCAGUCAUCCUUGUAUUUGAAAGAUCUGCACGCUAGAGUCUCGUUUACAGAUGAGAGUCCUCCUGGGAAAGUGAAGUACUCUGUGACGUGUUACUACGCGAAGGAGUUUGAGGCACUGAGGAAGAUUUGCUGUCCUUCGGAAACUGAUUUCAUCAGAUCUCUUGGUCGGUGUAGAAAAUGGGGAGCUCAAGGUGGAAAGAGCAACGUCUUCUUUGCGAAAACUUUGGAUGACCGUUUUAUCAUCAAACAAGUUACAAAGACAGAGCUUGAAUCCUUCAUUAAAUUUGCGCCAGCUUACUUCAAAAUACUUGACUGGUUCCAUAUGUACUAAAAGUCCUACAAGCCUUGCAAAGAUCUUGGGAAUCUAUCAGGUCUCAUCUAAACACCUUAAAGGAGGGAAAGAGUUCAAAAUGGAUGUGUUGGUGAUGGAGAAUCUUCUCUUCAAGCGUAACUUCGCUAGGCUUUAUGACUUAAAAGGCUCCACUCGUGCUCGUUACAACCCGGAUACAAGUGGUAGCAACACAGUUUUGCUGGACCAGAAUCUGGUCGAAGCAAUGCCCACAUCUUCAAUUUUUGUUGGGAGCAAGGCAAAACGGCUUCUUGAAAGAGCCGUCUGGAAUGAUACAUCGUUUCUUGCUUCAAUACACGUAAUGGAUUACUCUUUACUGGUCGGGGUAGACGAGGAACGAAGCGAACUUGUUCUAGGAACCAUCGACUUCAUGAGGCAAUACACUUGGGACAAACAUCUUGAGACUUGGGUCAAAACCUCAGGGCUACUUGGAGGACAGAAGAACUCAACUCCCACGGUGAUAUCACCGCAGCAAUACAAGAAACGUUUCAGGAAAGCCAUGACAGCUUAUUUUCUGAUGGUUCCUGACCAAUGGUCACCUGCCACGGCUGUGCCAAGCAACAACAGUUCUUCAGCAGAUGUGAAGGAUGAUGAAGAGAGAGACGAUCGUCAAGGUGUUGCUGGUAAAAACUCUCGACUCAUCUUUCUGCAGUUUAGCAAAUAUAGCAAGACAUUACACAAUAUUGGGUUUAGUAAUUGUGCUCAAGUUUUUUUUGUUUUUUUUUCCUUUUGGAAUGGUCUUUGGGUAAUACCUGUUUAUGAUUUUACCCUUAGCCUUAAGUGGCCUAUAUGUUAUAGCUCUCUUUCAUCGCCUUUGCAUCAGAAUUAAUAAAAGCAAGGUGCAAUUGUAUAUACAAUGCUUCUUUCUUUUAGUUUCUUGUUACUUUUGUUUAUGACAUUUUUCAUAUCAAUAUACUCUCUAGUAUAUAAUU